AUGGGAGGAGCGUGUUCAAGGAAACGAGAUCAACAGGUUGAUGAGGAUAGCCAACACAAUGGAGUUUCAGGCAGAUACUGCAAAAGUGGAAGUUCUAAAUGGCUUGCAUAUUCAUUUUCUCGAUCUUUUUCUGAUAUUAAACGCCGAACCACAACACCAUCGCUCAUGGAAUUAUGUAUUUAUAAAGUUUGCGAGGACAUAAAUAAAUAUAACUCCUUUUCUAUGUUGCCUAGAGACCUAAGUCAACAGAUAUUUGACGAACUGGUUUAUUCGCGACGGUUAAAUGAUGUCAACCUUGAAGCUUUUCGAGAUUGUGCUCUUCAGGAUAUGAAUCUGGGAGAAUGUGAAGGAUUCAGUGAUUUUUGGAUGGAUGUAAUUACUUCACAGGGUUCAUCUUUACUCUCUGCGAGUUUCGCAGGCCCUGAUGUUACUGAUUCUGGAUUGAGUCGUCUGAAGGACUGCCAAAGCCUUCAAACCUUGGCCUUUAAUUAUUGUGAACGGAUUUCAGACCAUGGGCUGGAGCAUAUAGCUGGUUUCUCAAACUUGUCAACCCUUAGUUUCAGGAGAAAUAACGUGAUUACAGCUCAAGGAAUGGCUGCUUUAUCGCACUUGAUUAACCUUGUAAAGUUGGACCUUGAGAGAUGCCCAAAGAUCCACGGAGGACUUGUUCAUCUUAAGGGUCUAACCAAGCUUGAAUCUCUUAAUAUCAAUUGUUGCAAUUGCAUUACAGACUCUGACAUGAGACCUCUUCAAGGACUUGUAAAUUUGAAAGCGUUACAACUUUCAUCCACCAAGAUUACUGAUUACGGGGUGACCUUUUUGAGAGCAUUACACAAGCUUGAAUUGUUGAACAUGGAGUGCUGCCUCGUGACAGGAGCAUGCUUGGAAUCUCUUUCAGCCCUUCGUGCCCUGUUGUAUCUGAAUCUAAGCAGAUGUAAUCUGACUGAUGAUGGAUGUGACAAGUUUUCAAAGCUGGACACUCUGAAAGUGCUGAAUUUGGGAUUCAAUGAGAUCUCAGAUGCUAUCUUGGUACACCUGAAAGGUUUAAUUUAUUUGGAGAGCUUGAACCUGGAUUCAUGUAAGAUCCAUGAUGAUGGACUGGUUAACUUGGCCGGGCUAAAUCAGUUGAAGUUUCUACAGUUGUCAGACACCGAGGUGGGAAGCAAUGGACUGCGUCAUCUCUCUGGUUUAAGAAAUUUGGAGAGCUUGAACCUAUCAUUUACUGUUGUUACUGAUGUUGGCUUAAAAAGGUUAUCGGGAUUAUCAAAUCUGAAAUCCCUUAAUCUGGAUUCUCGUCAGAUAACUGACGCUGGCCUUGGAGCUCUCACUAGUUUGACUGGAUUGACUCAUUUGGAUCUAUUUGGAGCUCGAAUAACCGAUUCUGGAACUAAUUAUUUGAAAUGUUUCAAAAAUCUACGGUCUCUGGAAAUAUGUGGAGGUGGAUUAACUGAUGCAGGUGUAAAGAAUAUCAAAGAUCUGGCUUCGCUUACUCUGUUGAAUAUUUCCCAGAACGGUCACCUGACUGAUAAAUCCCUGGAAGCAAUUUCUGGCUUGACAGAGCUCAUGUCAUUGAAUGUAUCCAAUUCCCGGAUAACAAGCGCUGGAUUGAAACAUUUGAAGUCUCUGAAGAAUUUGAAAUCACUUACCUUGGAGGCCUGCAAAGUAACUGCCAACGAUAUUAAGAAGCUGCAGUCAACUGACCUCCCCAAUCUGGUGAACUUUCGGCCAGAAUAA
Messenger RNA from Oldenlandia corymbosa var. corymbosa, 1734 nucleotides. Lineage: Eukaryota; Viridiplantae; Streptophyta; Magnoliopsida; Gentianales; Rubiaceae. The record is from the annotation of a GenBank genome assembly.